Molecule: messenger RNA, 2164 nt
Organism: Acanthisitta chloris (rifleman)
Lineage: Eukaryota; Metazoa; Chordata; Aves; Passeriformes; Acanthisittidae
Gene: KAT7
Product: K(lysine) acetyltransferase 7
Exons: 14
Coding region: 1-1842 (613 amino acids)
Biological process (GO): regulation of DNA-templated transcription
Cellular component (GO): nucleus
Molecular function (GO): zinc ion binding; histone acetyltransferase activity
Source: RefSeq, a predicted model, not a curated record
AUGUGCUGUGUGCUGUUGCAGAGAAAUGCUGGCAGCAGCUCAGAUGGGACUGAAGACUCAGAUUUCUCCACGGACCCUGAGCACACAGACAGCUCAGAGAGCGACGGCACCUCCAGGAGAUCUGCCCGUGUCACCCGUUCCUCUGCCAGGCUCAGCCAGAGCUCCCAGGAUUCCAGCCCAGUUCGGAAUCCACCAUCCUUUGGAGCAGAAGAGCCUGUGUACUCCACGAGGAGGGUGACCCGCAGCCAGCAGCAGCCUGCUCCAGUCACUCCCAAGAAGUAUCCCCUGAGGCAGACACGCUCCUCCGGCUCCGAGACGGAGCAGGUGGUGGAUUUCUCCGACAGAGACACUAAAAACACAGCGGAUCACGAUGAGUCUCCACCUCGUACCCCCACUGGGAAUGCUCCUUCCUCAGAGUCUGACAUUGACAUCUCCAGUCCAAACGUGUCCCACGAUGAGAGCAUUGCCAAGGACAUGUCCAUGAAGGAUUCUGGGAGUGACCUGUCUCACCGCCCUAAGCGCCGACGCUUCCACGAGAGCUACAAUUUCAACAUGAAGUGUCCCACUCCUGGCUGUAACUCCUUAGGACACCUGACUGGAAAACACGAGCGACACUUCUCCAUCUCAGGCUGUCCUCUCUACCACAACCUCUCAGCAGAUGAGUGCAAGGUGAGAGCCCAGAGCAGGGACAAGCAGAUUGAGGAGAGGAUGCUGGCCCACAGGCAGGAUGACAACAACAGGCAUGCCACCAGGCACCAGGCCCCAACAGAGAGGCAGCUGAGAUACAAAGAGAAAGUAGCUGAGCUCAGGAAGAAGAGAAACUCAGGACUGAGCAAGGAGCAGAAAGAAAAAUACAUGGAGCACAGACAAACCUAUGGCAAUACCAGGGAACCUCUCCUGGAAAACCUGACCAGUGAGUACGACCUGGAGCUGUUCCGGAGGGCACAGGCACGAGCGUCUGAGGACCUGGAGAAGCUGAGGCUGCAGGGGCAGAUCACUGAGGGCAGCAACAUGAUCAAGACCAUCGCGUUCGGGCGCUACGAGCUGGACACGUGGUACCACUCGCCCUACCCCGAGGAAUACGCUCGCCUGGGGAGGCUCUACAUGUGUGAGUUCUGCCUCAAGUACAUGAAGAGCCAAACCAUCCUGCGCAGGCACAUGGCCAAAUGUGUUUGGAAACAUCCACCCGGGGAUGAAAUCUACCGCAAAGGCUCCAUCUCUGUCUUUGAAGUGGAUGGGAAAAAGAACAAGAUCUACUGUCAAAACCUGUGUCUGCUGGCAAAGCUUUUCCUGGACCACAAAACACUAUAUUAUGAUGUUGAACCUUUCCUCUUCUAUGUCAUGACAGAAGCUGACAACACUGGCUGCCACCUGAUAGGGUAUUUCUCCAAGGAGAAGAAUUCCUUCCUCAACUACAAUGUUUCCUGCAUCCUGACAAUGCCUCAGUACAUGAGACAAGGCUAUGGCAAAAUGCUCAUUGACUUCAGCUAUUUGCUGUCUAAAGUAGAGGAAAAAGUUGGCUCUCCAGAACGUCCUCUCUCGGAUUUGGGUCUCAUCAGCUACAGAAGCUACUGGAAGGAGGUUCUCCUGAGAUACCUGCAUAACUUCCAAGGAAAAGAGAUCUCAAUCAAAGAGAUCAGCCAGGAGACAGCAGUGAACCCUGUGGACAUCGUGAGCACCUUGCAGGCCCUUCAGAUGCUCAAGUACUGGAAGGGAAAGCACCUGGUCCUGAAGAGACAGGAUCUGAUUGAUGAAUGGAUAGCCAAAGAGGCCAAAAGAUCCAACAGCAACAAGAUCAUGGAUCCCAGCUGCCUGAAGUGGACCCCUCCCAAGGGCACCUAAGUGCCCUGACUCCUGCAGCCAGUGCCCCCCAGCAGUAGAAGUACCCUAGGGAUCUCUGUUGUAUCCAUUCUGUUGUGGUUGGCUGGUACAGUGCCCUCCCCAAAGCUCAGCUGCCCUUGGUGCUGGCAUGGCCUGGAUCUUUGUGCAUCCCACAGUUCUGAGGAACUUGAUGUUUCGGCCUCAGUGAGGCUGCAAGGAUUGGAUCUGUUUUGGACCCAAAGGAAGCUCCCAGCAGCGCUGGCCCAAGGAGUUCUGCUUGCUGGUACUGUACCUGUCCAGUCACUGGUCUGACCCUCAUGUUCCUGCUCCCAUGAGGUUGUGU